This is a messenger RNA of Perca flavescens (yellow perch), 5319 nucleotides long. RefSeq names its product papilin a, proteoglycan-like sulfated glycoprotein (gene paplna). The record is from RefSeq and is a predicted model, not a curated record. Gene Ontology annotation, biological process: extracellular matrix organization; proteolysis. Gene Ontology annotation, cellular component: extracellular matrix. The transcript is spliced from 29 exons. Bases 462 to 4436 code for a protein of 1324 amino acids. NCBI's taxonomy places the organism in Eukaryota, Metazoa, Chordata, Actinopteri, Perciformes, Percidae. Gene Ontology annotation, molecular function: serine-type endopeptidase inhibitor activity; metalloendopeptidase activity.
UCUCAUGUAGGCUAUAUAAACUAAAUGUGAAGUUACAGCGAGCAGUUAGCUUACUUUGGCCUAAUGGAGACCAUGGAUGAUGGAGACAGGUAAAUGGCUAGCCGUCAGUUAGCUUACUUUACCCUAACAGAAACGGGUAAACCGCUAGCAGUCAGCUUACUUUAGCCUAAUGGAGACAGGUAAACAGCUAGCAGUCUGUUAGUUUACUUUAGCCUUACCAAAAAUAAGUUAACAGCUUAUAAGUUAGUUGCCUUUAUUUAACCUAGCUAGCUAACGGAAACAGGUAAACGGCUAGCAGUCAGCUAACUUAAUGGAGACAGGUAAGGGUGGCUGGAUGAGAGCAGGAGCAUCCUCUGGAUUAUGAAUUAGCCGACAUCUAUCACAGUGGGAAAUUACAGACCGCGCGUAAAGGAUGCCCAUCUCUGUCAGUCCGGAGGAUCGGGUGGUUUAAAAGCGCGCUGAUGACGCCGCGGAGGAGGUUCAACCGACGGGACUUUCUCUCUUCUUCUACUUCUUCUUCUGCUGCUGUUGGUCGGUUUCCUGUUGGACGCAAGAGAGAGAGAGAGAGAGAGAGAGAGAGAGAGAGAGAGAGAGAGAGAGACAAAGGGUUGCAGCCAGAUAACCCUACUCAUAUAUCCAGGACACUGCAGCUCUUUUUCAGACGCAACUUCCAAGUCAAAACUCCCGGAGAGAAAGCGGCUGUCAGUCCGAGCCCCGCUGCGCCCUUCCCAGUCCUGCCUGCCUGCCUGCCUGGAGGAUCCACCGGCGUUUCGUUUGGGACUCCAGGAAUCCGCAUUGAAAGACCACUGAACAGGGGAACAAUGAAGAUGCUCCUGCUUCUGGUAAUCCUUCAGCUGCUCUUGGCUCCAGCGCUCAUGGUGCCCAGUGUGGAUCACUGGGACACAUGGGGUCCUUACGGAGAAUGCAGCCGGAGCUGUGGCAGCGGAGUGACCAUGAGAACCAGACGCUGUGUCACCCUCAGGACUGAUGGAGGACACAACUGUGUUGGACCAGACAAGUCUUACCGCACCUGCAACAUCCAGGACUGUCCCGAGGGAUCCAAGGAUUUCCGUGAAGAGCAGUGUGCCCAGUUUGAUGGCACUAACUUCCAGGGGAAACUCUACAAGUGGCUCCCAUAUUAUGGAGCUGAGAACCCCUGUGAGCUGAACUGCAUGCCAAGAGGAGAGAACUUUUUCUAUCGCCACCGCAGCUCUGUGGUCGACGGUACUCCCUGUCACCCUGGAAGGAGGGAUGUUUGUGUGGAGGGAGUCUGCAAGCGUCUGGGCUGUGACAACGUGUUGGAGUCUGCGCAGCAGGAAGACCCCUGCCUGCAGUGUGGGGGGAACGGACAGUCCUGCUACCAAGUCAAGAACAGCUUCUCUGUACGCGGCCUUCCAACUGGCUACAACCAGAUGUUCAUCAUCCCUGUUGGAGCAACCACUAUCAGCAUCAGAGAAACAGUGGCCACACGCAACUACCUUGCUAUCAAGAACCUGCGUGGUGAGUACUACCUCAAUGGCCACUGGGUAAUUGAGUUUUCCAGGGCGACACCCAUUGCUGGAACUGUGCUGUACUACCAGCGAGGAGCGGAGGGGGACAACGUCCCAGAAACCAUCAUCGGCCGCGGCCCCACCACCGAGCCCCUUGUUGUUGAGCUGAUCAGCCAGGAGCCCAACCAAGGAGUGGAGUAUGAAUUUUAUCUUCCCAAUGGACGCUCCAGAGAGGGCUACUACUGGAGCUUUGGAUCCUGGUCUUCCUGCAGCAGAGAGUGCGGAUCAGGCUACCAGUCUCGUUUGGUCUUCUGCACCAUUGAUAACGAGGCCUACCCCGACUAUCUCUGUGCAUCUCUGCCCAGGCCACUGACAAACCGGACAUGCAACCCCCAUGCUUGCCCACAGAUCCGCAGCUGGAAAACCGGCGAGUGGAACACCUGCUCCGUUACCUGUGGUGGAGGCUCUCAGGUGCGCAGCGUGCAGUGCGUCUCCCAUGAUGCCGCUGGGCCCCGCGUGGUGGAGGAUGCCAUUUGUGCCGCCAGCGCUGAGGCACCGCCCUCUCUGCAGACCUGCAACAUGCAAAAGUGCGCAGAGUAUCAAGUGACUAGAUGGAGCGCGUGCUCCGUGACCUGUGGUUCAGGUGAACAGACCCGGGAGGUCACCUGUGUUGGUUCAGCAGGAAUGAGGCUGGAGGAAACGUCCUGUAGCGCUCUUCUCCGCCCGACUGCUGUCCGGCCCUGCGAGAUGGCCGCCUGCCUGAGACAGAUCAGCUGGCACGUCGGAGACUGGGGACUGUGCUCUAAGAGCUGUGGCUCCGGCUCCAGAGAGCGGCAGGUGAUCUGCUCAGACCGAGAGAGGAACCUGUACUCUGUGAGCCAAUGUAGCGCCCACCCCAAACCCUCCACCAUGGAGCGCUGCAACACCCAGUCCUGCUACAGCCCACAGGUGGUUCCCAGCAUCCAGGACACACGAGGACACGACACCACGCACACUGUUUUCCAGCCCUAUGUGCCAGACCACGCAACAGCCCGCCGGCCAGAGACAGAUCCAACACGUACAAACACAGUCCAGGACCCUCACGGCUCUGCCCCAGCCCUCCACUGCAGCCAGUCCUAUUACGGCUGCUGCCCAGAUGGACGUACCUCAGCCGGGGGACACCAGGGUCUGGGCUGCCCACAUGUACCAACUCCCCCUCCUGCCCAGCCACACUGCACCCAAACCAGUUAUGGCUGCUGCCAAGACCGCGUGACGGCUGCUCAGGGCCCCAACAGGGAGGGCUGCGCCGAGUACGCUGCCCCUGCACCCACUGCUGCUCCUUCUCUCCCCACUGAGAAUGCAGCCCAGUGCCGUCUCGCCACGUACGGGUGCUGUUAUGACCGCACCACACCUGCAGGAGGACCCAACGGGGAGGGCUGCCCCAACCCACCCAACCACAUUGAGCGCUCCAUCUGCUCCCUGCCUCGUGCUGCCGGCUCCUGCAGCACCUGGACGCCACGCUACCACUACGACGUCAUCACAUCCAAGUGUCUGCACUUCUGGUACGGAAGUUGCCACGGCAACAGCAACAACUUCAUGACCCGGGCUGAUUGCCAGAGGGCGUGCCAGGCGCCUUCACCGAACCAGCAGGGCUCGGGGACGCUCGCUCCCGCCGGAGAGCCCACUCCUAGAAGAGAAUCCACCCCUGGAAGCUCCACAUUUGGAGGAGGGUCAACAGGUGCGGGGUCCCGCAACAUGGGGAGGAUUUUCACAGUGCAGGGAGGCACCGGCACCGGCAGACAGGCCACCAGUGCCGCCUCACAUGCCCACAGAGCUAGAAACCAUCUGCGCCCCCGCAGACCUUCCACUGCUACUGCUGCACAGCACAUGGGGCCAGCAGCGAGUUUGACCCUGGGAGAAGUGAGCAUUGAUAAGACGGACCCCUCCACGGUGGAAGCUUUAGUGGGCCAGACAGUUGUGCUGCCCUGCCGAGUCAGCCCGCAGCCGUCCUCCACUGUCAGUGUCCAGUGGAGAAGAGACGGCGUCCCUCUGUCUACUCACAGGCAUCUCCAGCAGCCCAAUGGUUCCCUGUUAGUUGGUCCUCUGACUAAGUCGGACUCUGGUUGGUUCUUGUGCGUGGCUACUCGUGAACAGGAGAGAGACCACCGCUACAUUUACCUGUCUGUCUCAGAGGGAUCCUCUCAGUUGGUUCCAACCUCACUGCCCAGAGAUGGUCCUCUCCCUCGGUUCAGUAUUGAGCGGUCAAGCUCAUCUUUGCUGGAAAUGCGAGCGGGACAAACUGCCAGACUGUCCUGCACCAUCGUCCCUUCCUCAGCGCUUCAGUCUGUCAACAUUCAGUGGACUAAAGAUGGACACGCCCUCAGUGACUCCAGGUAUAGCCAACAUUCAGACGGCACUCUGACCAUCGGCUCCGUGAAGUCUGCAGACUCUGGCGUGUACACCUGUACCGCCUCCACUCGGCAGCAGCUGGAGCAGAGACAGCUGCAGCUCAGAGUCCAAGCCGACCUGAAGAUCACCACAGCUCCCAAUAACAUCCAGGUGUCUGAAGGCAGCACAGCUGUGCUCCCCUGUGUGGUGUCAGGAGACAACGUCAACAUCGGCUGGUCCAGGAAUGGCGUCCCAGUGCGUCCAGACGGUCGUACCAUCCUGAUGUCCUCUGACGGCAGCCUGAUCCUGAAUAACGUAAAGCCUUCAGACGAGGGCACGUACACCUGCAACGCUUACACUGGCAUCUACUCUGUGAGUGCCACGGCCGAAGUUAGAGUCACUAAAGACAUACAACAAGGUGAUGACGUGCCUCCGGAGUGCGUGGACCAGCCGGAGCUCGCCAACUGCGAGCUGAUAGUCUACGCCCGACUUUGCUCCAACUCGUACUACUCCAGCUUCUGCUGUGCCAGCUGUACCAGGCACUCCCAGAACAAGGACCGGUUUGGUCGGCUGGGCUGAAGCCCCGCAGGGUUAAAAAACUGUGGGACGGGUGGGACAGGGGGGAGUGUUUGAAAUGUUAAAGCUGUUUUUGGAGGACUGCAUUUAAACAAGUUUUUAUUUUAGUUUUUUUUUAAACACUGAACUUUUGCCCAAAGGACUCCAAACACUCCUAUCUGACCAGGUUGUGCACAAUCACAAUUAGGGCUGUGCAAUAAGUGGAAUUGUAAUUGCGAUUACGCAUAGGGAUAGGGACAGGGACAAUAGGGAAUGUUCAACAGUUCAAGGUGUUGUCCCUGUUGAUUUGUUGAACUGUUUCGCUGUUUUUUUUUAAGUUCAGUAAUUUCAACAUCUUUCCAAAAGUCAACGAGUAAUCGUGUUUAAUAAUCGAGAUUUCAAUAUUGACCAAAAAUAAUCGUGAUUAUGAUUUUUUUUCUAUAAUCGAGCAGCCCAUUUCCCAAUUCAAGACUGUAAUUAAAAAAAAAGGGACAGAUUACUGUGGAUGCAGUUAACUCUGUGGCAGUCUGUUUGUACACUGCUGCAUUAAACACUGAAUAUGGAAACAUUAAACAGGGGCCUACAAAUAAUACGUACUACAGUAUGUAGACCUUGAAUGUGAUGAAGCAAAAGUCAAAGUUUGUUUGUCGUUCUUCCUCUGCCACGUCUUUUAAAUAACUUAUUUACUCUUUGGACCGACUCUACAUGUUCUCUGUUUUCUAGAGGAUGAUUUUACUUUCAGGUCAUUGAAAGGAUUUAACAUGUAAAUCCACUGAAAUGAUUCCAUCUGCUGUACUGUUUUGACCACUGCUCUUUUUAAAAAAAAAAAUCCAUAUUUCAAGUGUUGUAUUUUCUCUUUGUUUGGUUUAUUUUUAUGUAAUUAUUUGAUAAUAAAAGUAAUAUUUUG